Molecule: messenger RNA, 4943 nt
Organism: Paramisgurnus dabryanus
Lineage: Eukaryota; Metazoa; Chordata; Actinopteri; Cypriniformes; Cobitidae
Gene: pde4ba
Product: phosphodiesterase 4B, cAMP-specific a
Biological process (GO): signal transduction
Molecular function (GO): 3',5'-cyclic-nucleotide phosphodiesterase activity
Source: RefSeq, a predicted model, not a curated record
AAGCGAAAUAUACAACAUUUAAACGUAUAUAUUUUUUAACUAUAGUUGGAGUGCUCGUUUCUGAUCGGACCCCACCUUUCAGUUCACACACACACACACUGAAACCAGCAGCGUUGACGGAAGGAAGCAAAGCACCGGGACAGAAAGAUGCUGGUUCCUCUUCACUGACCGUCUGCUGGUACUCAUGGGCUGGACACGCAACCCCAAAACGACACAACACUCGUGUUCCUAUCGAUCACGAGUUUAAAAAAGGAGAUCCUUUUGUGCCUUUUAGUCGCCCACGUGGGAGAAAGUGGAUCCGUAUUUGAGGAGUGUCAGUGGAGCAGGCCUGUGCGGGACGGUUGGAGGAAGACUUUGCAGAAGAUGAGGAAGAGCCGGAGCGUUCUUACUGUGUCACCCAAUGAGCUCCAGGACAGCAAGGAGCCUCCAGACUGCAGACUAAGUGAAUCUUUCACGUCUUCAGGUUGCACAUUAGGGUUGGACCUACGCCGGAGGUGUCGUCGUUUGUCUGGUAACCUGCAGUUGCCUCCUUUGUCAUGGAGGCAGAUGGAGAGAUCACGCAGUCCAGAUGAAGAGUUCAUGGCGAGACCGACCACCCUGCCCUUCAUCACCCCUCGCAUUGACAUCACACCUGUGGACUCUGAUUGUUUUGAUGUGGAAAAUGGGCCAUCGGUUAGCUGUAGUCCUUUGGACCCCCAGGCCUCCCCAGGUUCUGGUCUGGUUCUGCACCCAAACUUUCCCGGCCACAACCAGCGUCGAGAGUCCUUCCUCUACAGGUCGGACAGUGACUAUGACCUCUCACCAAAGUCUAUGUCUCGAAAUUCGUCUGUCGCCUCAGAACUGCAUGGGGACGACCUGAUAGUCACACCUUUUGCUCAGGUUCUCGCAAGCCUUCGAAGUGUGAGAAACAAUUUUACUGUCUUGACCAAUGUUCAGUGCUCAUCUAACAAGAGAUCCCCUGUAUCCAACCAGCCCCCCAUCACCAGAGUGUGCCUACCUGACGAGUCCUACCAGAAGCUGGCGGUGGAGACCAUGGAGGAGUUGGACUGGUGUCUGGAUCAGCUGGAAACCAUCCAGACGUACCGCUCGGUCAGCGACAUGGCCUCCAACAAGUUCAAGAGAAUGUUGAACAGGGAGCUGACGCACCUCUCUGAGAUGAGCAGAUCUGGCAACCAGGUGUCGGAGUUCAUCUCCAAUACCUUUCUAGACAAACAGAAUGAUGUGGAGAUUCCCUCGCCCACACCGAAAGCCAGAGAAAAGAAGAAAAAACAGUUGAUGACUCAGAUCAGUGGCGUUAAGAAGGUAUCCCACGGGCCGAGCCUCAACUGCGGCAUCGCUCGCUUUGGCGUCAAAACCGACAAGGAGGAUUUACUGUCAAAGGAAUUAGAAGAUCUGAACAAAUGGGGCCUGAAUAUCUUUACAGUUUCAGAGUUUUCAAACAACCGGCCUCUCACCUGCAUUAUGUAUGCGAUCUUCCAAGAAAGAGAUUUGCUCAAGACAUUUAAGAUCCCGGCUGAUACAUUUGUGACGUAUAUGAUGACCUUGGAGGAACACUAUCACCAAGAUGUGGCCUAUCAUAACAGCCUUCACGCUGCCGAUGUGGCCCAGUCAACUCACAUUCUGCUAUCCACCCCUGCAUUAGAUGCUGUCUUCACCGAUCUUGAGAUCCUGGCUGCUAUUUUUGCCGCAGCGAUCCAUGAUGUAGACCAUCCUGGUGUUUCAAACCAGUUCCUUAUUAAUACAAACUCAGAGUUGGCGCUUAUGUAUAACGAUGAGUCGGUUUUGGAGAAUCACCAUCUAGCUGUAGGCUUUAAACUUCUCCAGGAGGACAACUGCGACAUGUUCCAGAACCUCACUAAGAAACAGAGACAGUCGCUUCGAAAGAUGGUCAUCGACAUGGUACUGGCCACAGACAUGUCUAAGCACAUGAGCUUACUGGCUGAUCUGAAGACCAUGGUAGAGACGAAGAAAGUGACAAGUUCAGGAGUGCUGCUUCUGGACAACUACACAGAUAGGAUACAGGUUUUGCGAAACAUGGUUCAUUGUGCCGAUCUAAGCAAUCCCACAAAGUCUCUGGAGCUGUACCGCCAAUGGACAGACCGAAUUAUGGAGGAGUUCUUUCACCAGGGCGAUCGAGAGCGAGAACGUGGCAUGGAGAUUAGUCCCAUGUGUGACAAACACACUGCCUCAGUGGAGAAAUCACAGGUGGGUUUUAUCGACUACAUCGUUCACCCGCUGUGGGAGACCUGGGCUGACUUGGUGCAUCCGGACGCCCAGGAUAUCCUGGACACGCUGGAAGAUAAUCGGAACUGGUACCAGAGCAUGAUCCCUCAGAGCCCAUCCCCACCCUUCUACCAGCCCGACAAAGAGGGCAACGGCGGGGGUUCGGGGCCGGACAAGUUUCAAUUCGAGUUAACGUUAGAGGAAGAGGACUCAGAGGGCACAGAAAAGGACGAACAGAGCCAAGGAGACGACGAAGACGAAGAUAGGGAAGAGGACAUGGAGUCGUCCACCACGCACAUCCAAAUAGUCACGGAAGACGCCUCCCCGGUCGACACAUAGGACCCAAUUGUCCGCUUCUAGUUGGUAGCUGUUUUUCCCUUGCGAGAGGAGCAAUCUUGCAGUUGAUGCUUUUUCAAAAAGCCCACAUGGGGUGCUUUUUUCGAGCCCUCGUGGGAGGAGGAUGUUUUUCCCUCCUUGCACUUACGUUUGGAGAUGGUUUGGUAGGAGCUCUCAGGAAAUAAAUGCUGCAGACAUUUUGGACCUGAACGAUUGACAGGCGACUUUGUUAAACAUGAAGGAUUGGGGCCAACGUGGACAGUUUGUUCGUUUACCAGGCGUUAAAGAGUAAACACUACUGAGAGGAUUCGUUUUAUUUUGUACCGACACGAGACUUUUUUUAGUAAAGCUAUGGGUGUGCGUUGAGGUUAAACACGAACUACUGAAGAACAAGUAUUUGUAAAGAAAGAGAAACUGUUUACUUUUCUGUACCAUUUGUCUAAAGACUGUGUGCCUUUUUACUAUUGUCUUUUUAAAUAGUCUUUUAUUUAUUAAACUCGUUUUAGUAUGUCGAAACGUUUUUGUUUUCUAAAAACCAAGCAGACAAAACAUGCAGAAUUGUUUUAUACCUAAGCUGGAGAGAGAACUUAGUGUCUUCCUUUGUUUGGCAAUAUAACUUAAUAAUCCAAACAUCUGACGUAGAUCAGAAAACAAAGACGUGUGUAUCAUAACGAAAGAGGCACUUUCUUGUUCAUCCUAUACGUGUUUUUUAAAUAUAAGCACAAACUCUGAUUCUUUGGUAAAUCUAUACAUCAUACCAUUCGUUUUAAGGUGAGACCCCCCCUCCAAAAAAAUAUAAAAAUGAAUUUAAAACUCAAGAAAGCCAAAGGUAUAUUCACUCAAAUGUUAAGUUGCUUUUACGUCAUCAUAACUUAUAGUCUUCCAUACUUCAACAACACCGGGCCGAGAAAGACGCUUUCAAAACUAGCUUUUGUAACUUCAUUACAAAACAUCUGGGGAACUUCGAAAAGAAUUCCCCAAAAAGAACAUAAAUCUAUCCAGAUUUGAUGAUCCUAAUGAAGUUCAAUCUCAAUGGGGUAGGGUUUAAAUUAAUCCAGGACUAGGCUUUAGUUAUAUUAGGACAUAAUAAAAAACUUAUGUGCAUCUUGAGACAAAACAAUGGCAUUGAUAUAUGUUUAGAUAUGUCAGUGCGAAAUGUUUUAAAAUGAAGGCAGCUCAAACAUGCAUUGGGACUAGUGUAAACCCUGUCCCUUUAAACCCUAAAUAACAGUCCGUCUCUCUGUAACAUCACAACAGUUACCCUUGUCAGAUUUGAUAAUGUAAUGCCCGUUUAGUACUGACAUUAGCAUUCUUACGUCUCAUGCGUUCACGUUUUAAGGUACUUUACCUUAGUCUCACCGGUGAAAACAGUUAAUGGCCAAAGUAGCAUGCAAAAGUAUGUUUGUGCGCACAUAUAUACAUGUCUACACAUAAGUGUGAGUGUGUGUGCGUGAGUGUUUUAUUACGCUCGAUCACCAGCCCACACUUUCACAAUCCUUUCCAUUUUCUUCAUUUAUAUGCGCUCAAAUCGGUCCUUUACUGUUUAUAACAGUGUAUUUAUUACUGUCGACUGUACAUAAGAAAAAUAAUGUUUCUUUGUAAAUUGAUUAAUUUAUAUGCACUUGCAUUACCGAACAUUGGUGGUGUUUUUUGUGUAGUGGGCUCUUGGACUGAGUCUGUUUUAUUUAGUAAUAUUGUUUAUGUUUUAAUAUAAAUAAAUAUAUAUAUUAUAUAUACUAUGUAUGAAUAUAUUGCACAAUUUUCAACCGCCCAGAACAGUAGCCUAUGAGACACGAGACCCAUUGGUAACGGGGAAAGUCUGUAGAUAAGACAAUGAAUACAUACUGUAGACACCUGUCAGAUAUUAGAAGCUUUGUGUAUCACUGUUUGAUGUAACAUCGAUAAUAAUCAAUAUCUCACAGAAUGUGGCCCUCAAAUAUAUAUAUAUAUAUAGAUUUUGCUAAAAUGAGCUCAGACGGUUUGUUCUGUGUGUAACAUUACAGGGAAGGAAAUGCUCACGAACGGCACGGUCUCUGAACGACAAUGUGAAAUGGAUAUAAUUACGAAAAUGUGAUCUUCUGUAAUUAUUUGUGCUAAUGUGAACUAUUUUUCUGACCUUGUUAGCAGUUUUGAAAUUCAAAUUGUCCGUAUGACUUUGUUCAUCCAUGUUUGAGAUCUUUUGGUCCGAUUUGUGUCCGAAAGCAUUCGACGGAAUUAGUGCUAUAUCUGCAUGAGGGAUGAGUUUUUAUCGUCUGGUUAUCCCACAUUGUUGCAGGUGAAUAUUCAAUGUUUCACACAAUGUAUGGUAAUUUUAUUGUAUAUUGUGUUCAAUUAAAUCUGAAACUACUUUUCUAUGAAGUGAUUAAAGACAAAGCAUGAAUAUA